Messenger RNA from Anoplopoma fimbria (sablefish), 1082 nucleotides. It is a transcript of the gene dpt, whose product is annotated as dermatopontin. Bases 58 to 633 code for a protein of 191 amino acids. The transcript is spliced from 4 exons. Lineage: Eukaryota; Metazoa; Chordata; Actinopteri; Perciformes; Anoplopomatidae. Gene Ontology annotation, molecular function: extracellular matrix structural constituent. Gene Ontology annotation, cellular component: extracellular matrix. The record is from RefSeq and is a predicted model, not a curated record. Gene Ontology annotation, biological process: collagen fibril organization.
AUUUUAAAGUGAGGCAGCUGUGAGGAAGAGCAGCAGACGGACCGACUCCUUUCAAACAUGAAUCCUGCUCUGCUGGCAUUGGCGGCGUCUUUGCUCGCCACGGCGGCGGCUCAGUCCCACGACCAUCACGACAUGUCCUGGGUCAACGGCUACCGACAGGGCUUCAACUUCCAGUGUCCCCACGGCGAGGUCCUCGUGGCCACCAGGAGCUACUUCAGCGAGGCGGACGGCUCGGACCGCCUGUGGUCGUUUGAGUGCCAGCCCACGCCGGAGGCUCUCGGGGAGCCCAGCGACUGCUGGUGGGACGACAUCAACCGAGCUGGGCUGGAGUGGAGUUCCACGUGCACUCGUAACGGCUUGGUGGCGGGCGUCCAGAGCAAGUACUUUGAGUCGGUUCUGGACCGGGAGUGGCAGUUCUACUGCUGCUACUACAAACGCCGCUGCCCAUACUCCUGCAUGAAGACGAGUGACAUUCCUGAACAAUACAGAGAGGAGGCAGAGCUUGUGGUUCCUUCCUACGGAUACUUCAUCCGAGGAGCUCAGACCACCUUCAGUGGAGUGUUAAGAGAUCGGCAGUGGAAGUACAUCCUGUGCAGAAUGACAGACUUUGACUGUGAAUUUCAAAAUUUAUAGACAUGUAAUCCUCAUUAUUUCCAAUCUAUAAACAGUUUAGACUAAUAUUUACCCUCACAUUUAAACAAAAUACUUUCAUACAUUAUACAUAACUGAUUAACGUGUUCGUUCAUGUAUUUAAAGGACCAACCACAGGUUUGUGAUACGUGUUUUUAUAAUCACUGUUUCUUAGGCUAGCAUGCGACAUGACAGCUCAUAUUAAAGUUAAUGUACCACAGAGAGUCUUUACCAGUCAUUUAGAAAGUGUUCCCAUCUAACUGGAAUUCAUUUGGCCUCAUGUGAAAGGGAUUUUUCCAAAACAUAAUGAAUCAUUUUGGCGCUGUGGUCAUCGUGGUGGAAAACAUUUCAUCAUCGGCAACAUGAGCUUUAAAUGAAAUGAAGAGUUUCAUGCUUUUAACUUCACGUCUAAUUAGAGCUAAACUGUAAACUGUACUAACUCAUGUAACUAU